Messenger RNA from Vollenhovia emeryi, 639 nucleotides. RefSeq lists its product as uncharacterized. The record is from RefSeq and is a predicted model, not a curated record. NCBI's taxonomy places the organism in Eukaryota, Metazoa, Arthropoda, Insecta, Hymenoptera, Formicidae. The transcript has 3 exons. Bases 230 to 550 code for a protein of 106 amino acids.
GCAAAUUAAUACGUUUUAAUUUAUUGUUUCAGAGAGGCUGAUUCCUAUUUGUGUAGAGAUAUUAAAUUACGUAAAAGGUAUCGAUAAAAGGCUGAAAACUUUAGAAAGAGGAAUUAAUGCCGAAGAACCUAAUAUAAAUAUAUUUGAUGAUAUACUUCCAAUCAACUCCAUAGAGAAUCUUAAAAAACUUGAGGAAAAAAUAGGAAAUACUGAAACAAAAGCAAAAUUUAUGGAAUUUGUGAAAAAUAUCGGAGGAAAAGGCGCCAAAAAUGUGGUGCAACGGUGUAUGAGCCGUUUAUUUACAAAUCAAUUUGGCAUAUCUUGUUCUUGGUGUGGUCGUAAGAAUAAUCAUCGCAUGUGCGAUUUGAAAUGCAUCCACAUCGUAAAAGGUGUGUUCAGAGCCAAAGGUAUAGACGAAAGCGACUUCGAAACCAUUGCAAGUGAAUGGUUUCGCCUCAGUAAACUACGACACUUACGCGAAAAUAAAAAAGUAUUGCCUGAAAAUGAAGAUGCAAACGGAGACGAAACGGAGACACUACCUGUUAUGUAACUUUUGUUGAUACUUCUAUUGCACAUGUACUAUUGCUUUCAAACUAUUGAAUAGUGUCUAUAUUUUAUAUAAUAAAAUUAUAUAAUAUA